AUGACACAGCCGCCUGCAAAGCGUUCUAGACCAUUGCGGUCACAGAGGAAGCGAUAUGUCUCCCCUAUGGACAUCGCAGAAACCAAACAUCAGGAGCUUGUGUCCUCUCACACAGAAGGAGGAGCCAAACGUUCCCUCAGCGACGUCGAAGCCGGCCAGAGCGCUAAUGCACUUCGAGAAGAACUUCAUCGACCUGACUCAGUGGCCAACAUUCCGAUGACGAGAUCACGGAAAGCGCUCGUCCCAAAUUUCAGCACGCCGACGCGCGAUCCACGUCCCAAGGUGUAUAUGUCUAUCCAGCACCCUCAGGCAGCAGCAAAGAUGAACCAGAAGGAGCUACAGAGUGCCGACGAUUCAUCUGGGACGCACAAGGAUGGAAUACUUCAGCAAACCGGCCAUCUCGGAUGUCUUUUAUGGCCAAAGGUUGGGUUUGGAGAUGAGGCACCAUAUCCUCGCUGGCUGGUUACUAAGAACCCAGAAAUAAACGGUUCGAGUGGCUUGUUCGAAACACAAAUACUGUCGGAGCAGCUUUCUUCAGUUGUCUCUUCUAGUUCGUCCAAGACAAACUUAGACGGUGGUCUCCACGGCCUUAUAUGGGUCUUUGACGCCGGCCCGUCUUCAGGAUGGAAUAACUUGAAAAAAGACCAGCUAUAUGAGUACGCAUACAAGUGUCUUGAGGACGCACUGGGCAACCCUAGUUCUCGUGAACACUUCCGCUUCGCAGUGACCAACCUGUUCCCGACGUUUAUCACAAACGUGUCGGAUUCAUUGCCGUUGAUGCCAACGGCGCCCAAGACAUGCUACCUGGGAACGCAGCCCGGGUUGCAUGAGAUUAUAGAGGCCCCGACAAAUCUCGACCAUGCAACCUAUUAUUUUGCGAAAUACUCCCGUCCAGUCAUGGCAGUCAGCCUAGCCCGCCCAGGUCUCCAUGCCAGAGAAUCGCAUCUGCAAACCAUGGCAAUCAAAAUGUUCCACAACAUGAAGGGAACCCUGGCGCCACUGAUAACAGAAAGUGAACCAGAUGAAAUGUCCAUUCUCAACGUCAAUAGUACGGCCAGCCAAUCCACCGAUCAGUCAGGGCCAUGCUCCCAGUUCGGAGAGCAGUACGACCCGGAAACAGUGCAAGAUGUCCCCUUAACGGGGCAGCUUUCUUCUCUGCCUCCUGAUGAUGGAGGCAUAAUUGCCCAGACUGAUGAAUACUUGUACCGCCAGCACUGUUCUACCGAGGACGAUGGUUCACUAUUGAACAGUCCCCUCACCGAUGUCGAGACUCCGGCGGAGUUGACGAUUCAGGACCACCACUUCGGGUUGUUCAGUCCAAACCAGGUAGCGGGGUAUUACCCAGACAGAGGACAGUACGCAAGAGGGAACUCGCUCUCCAAAUUGGUACGGAAUACAACCGAUCCUCAACCUAAUCCAGUGCCACCACAGGCCACAAAAGCCACAAAUCGCCAAAAUCACGGAGAAUCCCGAGCCCAGCAAGGGACCCAAGACGAUAAUGACGAUGAAGACCUCCAGCGAGCCUUGGAAACGUCCUUACAGAAAGACAUUCAAGAAAAGAAUGAUCCUCCACUGCCACCACCACCAAAUACCGACAAAAAUCCUCGACCAGGAUCAGAAGUUCUCCGCCGGAUCAGGACCUGGGCAGGUAGCACGAUCCCACCGGCUGUCGCUGACCAGUUGAAAGUUAGAGUGUCUCACUGGCCAACUUCUUAUCGAUCCUUUAAUCCAUUCCCUACACCACAACCACCGCAGGAUACUCGACCAAAAAGUCUGCUCAACCAGGAGAGCCCGCGCAAACAGGGCCCAGAAGGUCGAACAGGAUAG
Molecule: messenger RNA, 1827 nt
Organism: Penicillium riverlandense
Lineage: Eukaryota; Fungi; Ascomycota; Eurotiomycetes; Eurotiales; Aspergillaceae
Exons: 4
Coding region: 1-1827 (608 amino acids)
Source: RefSeq, a predicted model, not a curated record